AUGGUGCAGAUUGCAGGCCCUGAGCGAUGGGACACAAGCCACUUCAAGAUGACAGGAGGAGUUCAGCGAGGCAGCUACACCAUCCACCCCGAGUUUACCUCAGAGGCUUACUCUGCCCCAUG
Molecule: messenger RNA, 122 nt
Organism: Phaethon lepturus (White-tailed tropicbird)
Lineage: Eukaryota; Metazoa; Chordata; Aves; Phaethontiformes; Phaethontidae
Product: spermatid-specific manchette-related protein 1-like
Exons: 2
Source: RefSeq, a predicted model, not a curated record